UGGUCUAGUUAAAAUCACAUUGAAUAUAAGAUAACGCUAAUGAUGUGAAAAACUAAUAGGCCAAAAACUUUUGAUAUCGAAGUCAAUACUAAAUUAAAAAGUAAUAUAAAACUGUUAAAAUGGUUUUCGCGGAAAAUAAGGUGGCUUUAGUGACAGGUGGUGCUAGUGGUAUUGGGCUAGCUAUUGUUAAAAAAUUAUUGGAAAGUAAUGUUAAGGGCGUGGGAGUAGUAGAUUUUUCUGAAUUUAACUGGAACAACGCAAAGUCAUCGUUAAGUCAGAAAUAUGGCAACAAAAUUUAUUUUGUAAAGGCAGACGUGUCUAACAAAAAAGAACUUAAAGAUGCUUUCGAGAAGAUUGUUGAAAAAUUCAAAAACCUUGAUAUUGUGAUAAACAAUGCGGGUAUUUUAGAUGAAGAUAACUGGCAAAAAAUGGUGGCCAUCAAUUUGAAUGCCGUUAUUCAAGGAACAUACUUUGCCCUAAACGAGUAUUUUCCAAAAUAUAGAUCUGCCGAAGAAACUGUAAUCAUAAACACAGCUUCCAUUUUGGGAAUCAAUACCGUCGCCAGUCAGCCUGCGUACAGUGCUACGAAACAUGGAGUAGUCGGAUUUGCUAAAUCCAUUUCGGCUCAAGAAAUAUUUAAAAAAUCCAAUAUACGAUUAAUCACAAUUUGCCCUGGAUGGAUUGAAUCGAAUAUUAUGCAUAAACAGGAACAAGCCGUUCUUGACAUAGUUAAUAAAGAAUUGUAUGCUAUAUGUGAAAAGAUUGUGCCAGCGGAGUAUAUUGGUGAGUCAGUAUUAAAAAUUAUGGAUACAGCAAAGCAUGGAUCAGUAUGGGUAUUAGAAGACGGUAAAACACCAUAUGAAAUAGUUUUUCCAAACAGGAAAGAUAUGUGCUCAAAAUACUAGGUACAUCUAAGAGCAACAUUAUUUGAAAAAGAACCACAGACGUAUUCAACUUUUUCAACGCAAGAAAAGAUUAAACAGCAACAUCCAUUUCUUUCUAAAAACCUAAUUUUUUUAUUACAAUUGUUACAAUAAAUAAAAAUUAAAUAUGUAUAUGUAUAACAAAAAUGUAACUAUCAUUAAAAUUCACAAAAUCUCU
Messenger RNA from Psylliodes chrysocephalus, 1101 nucleotides. NCBI's taxonomy places the organism in Eukaryota, Metazoa, Arthropoda, Insecta, Coleoptera, Chrysomelidae. The record is from the annotation of a GenBank genome assembly.